UUUAUUCUCAAAGCGUGUUUGUGAUUGAGAUCUUUUCAUUGCUCGAAUAACUUUAGAACGAGUUCAUGAAGACGUUAUUUCCGGAAAUGAUCUAAUAUGGAGAAAAUUAUUUUGUUGAUACUUUUAAAAGUAUCAUUUAUUGGAGGAAACGUUGUACUACAAACGGAGGAGUUCUGUUCCCUCUGCUAUGAAGAAUACUGCAGAAACCCAGCGUACUACAGAACCAAGUACAACUUUCAGAACACCAUUGAUGGAUAUGAAGACGUUACAUCACAAUCCUACAACUUUUACCAGGACUCAAGGAAUUGUAUAGUAUCCAUAAAGGCCAAGCCAGAAUAUCAGAUAGAAGCCUCAUUAGAUUUAUUGGACAUUGAUGCCAAUCACGGACCUGUUAAUGACAACGGCAUUCCAUCCUACUGCAAAGACUUCCUGAAACUUUUCAAUGGGCCUCGUGUUGACAAUGCUCGACUGAUCCCUGGAUUUCCCCCUGGAGGAUUGUGUGGGACUAUAAGAUCCUCAGCAGAUUUCCCCAAUCUGAGAUCCUUCAAAACCACUCAGAAUGAGCUGACUGUACAGUUUGUCACAGAUAAUAAAAAAGACAGCAAAGCGGGAUUUAAACUCCGGAUCCGCCAGUACCCAUACUCUAAUCCAGGCAAUCUGUAUCCAGAUGGAAGUAAUCCUGGAGGUUGGAAUGAUGGCUCUUUCAAUGAGUUCCAAAACAACUGGGACGAGCAGAUUGUGAUUCCUGGAGGGGUGGGCCCAGGAAGCGGAAACGAUUACGACACGGAGAAGAACGGACUGACGUGCUACUCCUGUAGUUAUUGUAACGUGGAGCCAUUUAAACCGGAGGACUCGGGAGUUGGGACGGAGGGAGGGUGUCAUGUCUGCUCCAAGGAAUGGGAUGAUGAAUACCAAGUUGCCAGAAGAAAGUGCUACACACAGAUUGAGUAUUACAGGGUGUUACAAAGUCUCGCAACAGCUCUACAGCCCGUCACAGAUUACAUUGGCUGUAAGAAGUUUAUCACCACCUUUCAGCGGUCUGUCAACUACUGCUUCUGCAAGGGCAACAAAUGUAAUGGCGGAAGCAAUAUCCUGUACAGUCCGAUUGUGGUCAUCUUCAGCCUUCUAUUGGUCAAAUUAUUUACCAGCAAUGGCGAACUAUGAAAGGAAACUGGAUAUUUACAUACAAGGCAGUGCCAUUUCAUUUUACAUAUCAUGGAUUCAAUAUACAUAUCAUUUUUGACAAAGUUUUACACAAAAUGUAAAAUUUAUUCCAAUAGCAGAUUAUUUUUUGCAUUGUUAAUUUCUUGUAGGUUUUUAUACAUGUAUCAUGUCAGACAUAUACAAUGGCAUGGAAUUAUUGGUUGUUAAAAUUUGGCAGUGUUGUGAAUGGUUGUACUUGUUUGAGUGAUUUUUUUUUUCUUCAUCUAUUUAUAUUUUGACAAUUUGUAAAAUAAGAGAAAAAAAAUUUGCAAAUGUAUGUUUUCUUAGAUUGUAUAGUGCUAGUGGAUAUUGUAAAUAUACGUGCAAUGUUUUUUACGAAAUAAAUACCUGUAAUAUCACCUGAUAAACAUGAUAAAUAACUUAGUACAAUUUGCAGAAUUUUUUUUAUCUCCAUUUUAAUGAGUCAUGAGUAGUCACAGGUGAAGGGGACACACAUUUUAUAUUCACAACUGGUUUAUCUGUGGAAAUUUUUUUUACUUUUACAUUCUUAAUACUGUGCAUUAUACUCAGCAACAUUUCCUGGUGGAAUCGUUUAUAGCUGCAGUAUUCCAAGUUCAGAGAUUUUUGUCACCCGUUGCAAAUAUUAGUACAUGUAUGUGCAGAAUAAAUAUUACCAAAGCUUUCUAAGAAUACACAGUAACAGAUACAGUCUCCCUAUAAUCAUGAUAAUGCGUUAACCAAUACUACUAAAGGUUCUAGGUACAUUGUGAAAUUUCAUUAAGCUGCUACCGUAUUUCAUGUAGAUUUCACAAUGUGGUAGUUUAAUUUUAUUGUUUAGCUAUCAAAACCUUCACAAUAUACAUAUACAUACAGUAGUUGAAAACAAUAUGGUUCAUUUUAUUUUUGGACUAUAGAAGGUUGUGAAGAAACUGUGUUAAGUGUCCCUGUACUGCACUAGUGAUGAAAGUCAAAUACAGUUAAAUAUUUAUAGAUUUGAUAGAUGGAAUUUUAAUCACCACUAUUGGAUAUAUUGAUACAAGGCACAUACAUAUAUCUUUCAUACAUUCCAAAUGAUGAAUUGUGUUGUUCUUUAGAUUGUAUACAAUUGCUUCAGUCAUUCAUAUUUUUAUAAUUACUUCAGUCAUUCAUAUUUUUAUAAUUACUUCAGUCAUUCAUAUUAUUCAUCAUUAUGUGUUGUGUGCAUCAUAUUUUGUAAAUAAUCAAAGUUUUCAACAUAUUCUUGUUCAUCUUGCAAUUAUUAAAAAAAUAUGGUUUAUAUUCUUACAUUCAGUGAUUGAUAUUCAUGUUUUGCUAUUUUUUUUUUUACAUUAAUGUUACUCAAUGAACAAUGUUUCAAUUUGAAAUGAAAAGCGGCUUGUCAAAUGUCAUAUAAAUUCAAUCAUGACAUCACAAUAAAAUCAUUAUGAUCUUUUAAUGAUGUCAUAAUUAAGUAACGCAAUUAACAAUAUUUUCCAAACUUCGAAUUUUAAUGCACAUCUUUUUUUAGAUUUGAUAUAUUGUUAAUAUAUAUGCAUCAGCAAUAAAUGUAAGUAAUAAUAUAUUUUCCCUAUAACUUCAUCAUGAUGUGAAAUGUAGUUCAUGUGUGAUCAAAUCUUUUAUAAUGGCUUUCGGGUACUAAUACAGGAUUUGACAAGACCAACUGCACAUCCAAAUGAAGGUAAAGAAAUGAUACUUUAUUUCAUAAUUACAUGUUUAAGUACCUAGCAUUAAUAGCAAUUCUCUGUUCAUUUACCAAUUUUUGGCAAAGUUGUACAUCCAUCUGUUAUUUAUUAUUAAGCACAUGAUAUUCAUUACAUGUAAUUUCAGUGCUACUCGUUAGAAGAACAUGAUACCAUUAGAUUGAUAGAUUCUUUAAUUUGAAAAACCAUGGCAAUAAUUUAUCAUGGUUUACAAUAUGCCUAAAUGAACUUAUUUGAGAUUAGAAUAUAUGACACCUUGUUUCUGAUACCUACAGUGUAAAAUAUUCCUUUACUCCAUAAUACCAUGGUACAAAUAUCUGUUCCUAAUGUUAUUCAUAAGUUACCGGUAUGUGAUAGAUGCAUGCAUUUGUACAUAGCAUUACACAUUAUCUAGCUAUCCAUGAUACAAGUUGGAGUGCUGGCAAAUUUCAACAACUGUAAUAGUCUAAUAAUUUACUUACAUACUUGUAUAAGCUGGUUUGAAACCAAUUUCUUUGUCAGAGCAUGUAAAUUAAAAUAAACAACAUCGCCUGUAGUUAAUUACUUGUAAUUGUGAAUGGGAAUUGGGUGGGUGUUUUUGUUUAUUGACCAGACUUAUUUCAUUCCUUUAAAUUGAUAUUGUAAUGGCUUUUGUCCUUCUUGAAGAAGUGACAUUACAUUCCACUCUAUUAAAGAAUUAUUUCAAAUAAAUUUAUUUUAUUAAAGUA
Ostrea edulis (European flat oyster) is the source of this 3571-nucleotide messenger RNA. RefSeq lists its product as uncharacterized. Lineage: Eukaryota; Metazoa; Mollusca; Bivalvia; Ostreida; Ostreidae. The transcript is spliced from 7 exons. The record is from RefSeq and is a predicted model, not a curated record. Bases 97 to 1164 code for a protein of 355 amino acids.